Prosopis cineraria is the source of this 1047-nucleotide messenger RNA. RefSeq names its product non-specific lipid transfer protein GPI-anchored 16-like. Lineage: Eukaryota; Viridiplantae; Streptophyta; Magnoliopsida; Fabales; Fabaceae. The coding region runs from base 44 to 718 and encodes 224 amino acids. The transcript is spliced from 4 exons. The record is from RefSeq and is a predicted model, not a curated record.
AUCGUCGUCAAAUUCUUGCAGCUUUGUGUGAGCCGAGUCAGUGAUGGAACAGCUCAAAGCUUUUCACAUGGCUGUGAUAUCAGCAGUGUUGAUGGUAAUAUUAGGAGGAAAUUCAGCAGUGACGGGGCAGAUUAACACCCCGUGCACGACGUCAAUGAUAAGCAGUUUCACCCCGUGCGCGAAUUUGAUUACCGGAAGCACCAACAAUGGUGCAGUACCAUCGAGCACGUGUUGCGAAUCAUUGAGAUCUUUGGUGAACACUAGUGUGGAUUGUGCUUGUCUGGUAAUAUCAGCCAGCGUUCCCUUCCAACUACCAUUCAGCUCAACUCUCGCCCUCUCCCUCACCCGAGCAUGUAACAUGAACGCAGUGCCCGCCCAGUGCAAAGCCUCUGGCUCUCCCUUACCCGCUCCAGGGCCGGCGGUGAUAGGAAGAAAUGGGCCAAGACUUGGACCCACGGCCGCAGCAUCUCCCUGGAGCCCUCAAGCGUCUGAGGAUAAGGGGGAAGCUAAAAUAAGCAGAUUUGGGAGUCGGAGAUUGGCACAGGCACAGGCAUCAUUGGCUCCAGCACCAGUUGAAAUGGAAGAGCCCACGACAACUCCGGGAAUUCGACCAGUCUUCACUCCACCCUCCUCCUCUUCCAAUCCAUUGUCCCUUUCCUUUUCCCCAGUCAUGUUUUCCUUCAUUUCACUGUCACUCUUGGUUGCCACCGGCUUCUAGUUAUUGCUUUCUACUUCAUUUCACUGUACCCCUGUCCUGUUCUGCUGUUCCUGCGUCCGCCAAUAAAUCAAAGGACCUCCCAUGUCCAUUUAAUUUUCUUUUCUUUUCUUUUUUAACGGAAUUACUUCUUGUUAUUAUUUUAAGUAAGCGGGAUGGAGAUGACGGUACGCGUACGACAACAUACAAGCACCGCUUGCUCACCUUAGUCUUUCGUGAAAAGAGAUGAUGUGACAGUAAACGGUCAAAUAAUCAAAGUAUUUUCGGAUUGUCUCUGUGUCCUCUUUCUCAUUAUAUUUUUCCAUAUUCAAUAUCAUCUCCAUUUUAAAUUA